AAAGACUAACCUCGAACGUGAAUCGGUCGGUAAAGGGAUAGGUUGUUAGGUGUGUGUGUAUGUCUGUACAUGUGUGUCAAUCUAUGGAUUGAGUGAGGGAGGGAGAGGUGAUUUGUUCUAGAGAUAUACGAGUAAAUCUUUUUCUUCCGUAGGUAGAAAAUUUUUCCCUUGUUAUCAGUUGUGAUGGAAAGAUAAAAUUCUUAAUAUAUAUAUCAAGCUAAUUAGCUUUCCAAAACACCUCCUGUGGUAAAUACAGUUAAGAGAUACAUAAGGGAUUAUAGAUCGUAGCGGAGUGAUACAUAUUUAGAAACACACAUAUACAUAUAGAAUCAAACACACACACAUAGAUAUAUAUAUACAUUGAAUUGGUUGACCUAAAAAAAAAAGCAACUAAAAAAAUUAAAUCAUUGACAAAAUCAAACAAACAAAAAUGCGAAUCGGUCGGUCGUUGGUUCGUUAUUGGCAGAGGUGACAAUUUUUUUUGCUGUGGGUCCCUGUAACGGUCGCCUUUAAACGAAACAAAAAAAAAAUCAUCACAAAUAUAUAUUAAUAAUAACAACAAAGGGGGGUAUUUUCCGGAACAUGGUAAAAACAAGGUUCGGAGCGAAACCUGAUCAGAGAGAGAGAGAAGGAAUUCGUUGGGGGGUGGUGGUUGUUUAUGCAUAUAUAUAUAUUAUAUGUAUAACGAUCGCGUUGGUUAAUUAAUUAAUUAUUAGUAAAUUAAAUAUUAGCGAUUUUUUUAAAAAUUAUAUUUUUUUUUCGUUAAGAGAAGAGAGAAAGGAAGAAAGAAUACAAAAGAAAGGAUAUUGAUACUCAUCAUCUUUUGAAUCGGCAACUGGCUUUUCCUAGUCAUAUUCGUGAGGCCGGGGCCACAUAAUGUCGUUGGUUGAACUGGGUAAGCAGUUGCUUGACGCUGCCAAAAGAGGUGACACAGACGAAGUCAGGACCCUGAUGUCAAAUGGAGCCCCUUUCACCACAGACUGGCUUGGAAUGUCACCGUUACAUUUCGCUGCCAGAAACGGUCACUUCCAAACAGCCGAUGUCCUGUUAAGGGCUGGAAUUAGCAGGGAUGCUCGAACGAAAGUUGACAGAACACCACUGCAUGUCGCAUCCCAAGAGGGCCACGUAACCAUUGUGAAUCUAUUACUGGCCAACUCUGCAGACAUCGAGGCGAAGGAUAUGUUAAAGAUGACCCCACUUCAUUGGGCCACGGAGAAGGGUCACUCGACCAUUGUUGAACUAUUAAUAAAGAACGGUGCUGACGUCAAUGUAGAUGAUAAGUUUGAACGUACCACAUUAGACAUUGCACAAGGCAAUGCACGUCAGGAUAUUUUACAGCUAUUACACAUGGGGCAGAACAAUCCAGACUUGACUGGAUUGACGGAGGGUGAGACUGUCACCAUAGAAACAACAGACACGGAGGCACUAGCAUCAGCUGGUAUCGUCAGCCACGUAAUCGAAGAGAUCCCUUCAUCGGUUGUUGCCACUCCCAUAAUGGAAGCUCCGCCAACGCCAGUACCUAAUACCGAAACCAAAGACGCAACUAAUCUAGUUCCUGUCACACUGGUGCCAACUGAGACGGCUACAUCGAAGAAUGAAAACUCGGAACAAAGCAGUACCUCUGUUCUUGCCACUCUUGCAGUACUUGCAGAAGCCACUGCGCCUUUCAAUGCUCAAAACCCUAGUACAGCGGAAGCUAUGAGUUGGCUGGAGAGUCAAGGUAUAACUAUGAUUUCUACAAAUGAUGCUGGUAUCCUUACGUCAGCUGUUGAAAGUGGCCAGCCCAUAGCCCUCACAGAAGCUGGAAAGAUGGCACUGAAUAUCUUCAAGCAGCAGGGCCUGUCCCACACUGUAGGAGACGGGGAGACAAACGACCCCGUUGUCGAUCCUGUUGUUGAGACAGUUGUUGGGGACACAAACGACCAAAAGGUCAUUACCAUAGUAACAACAGAUCAAGCCGAAGAGGAACCAGUUAUAGUGACGGUGACCCCAGAUGUUUCAAAUGAAGCUGCAUUGACUGUAGAGUCAGCUGAAGAACAACCCCCUCCAGCUAAGAAAUGCCGGUUGGAAGCUGAAGAGGAGACCACAGUGGCAGUACAGCUGGAUAACAUCUUAGAGACAACAGAGGCAGCGACGCCAGAACGACCAACAGUGAGUGAACCACCUGACGCGCAGGAGGAGCUUCGACGACAGCUGGAGGAGAUGAAGAGGCAGGCCGAGUCGUUCAAACAGCAACUGAUGGUCAAGGAGCAAGAAGCUGCAGUCUACAAACGACAACUGUCCGAGAUGGGCAUAGCCAAGGCAGAUAUGGCGCAUACGGAUUUGACCACCAGCAGUGGCGCUGGCAGCAGUGUUGUCGAUGAAAGUGACAUGAGCGUCGCCAACAAUGGCGACAACGAGGAGGGCUUUGAUUCCACGGCAGCCGCGGCGGUCACCUUCGUCCCUGGUAACAUAGUUGUCGAGACUGUGACCAUCUCGAAGGAUGAGAGCGUGGAUAUCGAUGCUGACGCUGGUGAUGUCGAAGCUGGUACUGAUGGUGAUGGUGAAACCAGUACUGGUGGUGAUGAUGAUGGUGGUGGUGGUGGUGCUAAUAAUGGUGCCACGGUGGCCGUUAAAGAUGAACCGCUGACCAUUAAGACUGAGCCAGUUUAGGAAGACAACAGUAGUGGUGGUGGUGGUGGUCAAGGUGGUCAAGAUGGUGGCGUAUGCAGGGUAGUGCAGGGUGCUAUUUAUCAAGUUGCAGAUCCUUCCCCCACCUUUGUCAAACUGACCUUGCAUUCCAGCCAUGACCCUCUCGCCUGACAUCAUUUUUGAUGUGGUACAUGCAUUUAGGACUACGUUACCAUCAAUGUGCAUAACCUCUUUUUUUUUUUUUCUUAAGGCGAAAAGAGAGUGUGAUUUUUCAGGGAAACUUUGGUUGCUAUUUCUAGUUAGU
Molecule: messenger RNA, 2935 nt
Organism: Octopus bimaculoides (California two-spot octopus)
Lineage: Eukaryota; Metazoa; Mollusca; Cephalopoda; Octopoda; Octopodidae
Biological process (GO): positive regulation of transcription by RNA polymerase II
Cellular component (GO): nucleus
Molecular function (GO): transcription cis-regulatory region binding; protein binding
Source: RefSeq, a predicted model, not a curated record